AUGCCAGUGGUCAAGUCUGCACCUGCCCCAGAUGCUGCUGCUCCUCCUGCAGGAGCCCCUGGAGCCCCAGGGGGAGAAGGAGCCCCAGCUGGGCCACCAGCCGCACCCCCAAACACCACCAGCAACCGACGACUACAGCAGACGCAAGCGCAAGUUGAGGAGGUGGUGGACAUCAUGCGUGUGAAUGUGGACAAGGUGCUGGAGAGGGAUCAGAAGCUGUCUGAACUGGAUGACAGAGCUGACGCUCUACAGGCCGGAGCCUCUCAGUUUGAGAGCUGUGCCGCCAAGCUGAAGAACAAGUACUGGUGGAAGAACUGCAAGAUGAUGAUCAUGAUGGGAAUUAUCGGAGUCAUUGUUGUUGGAAUCAUUUUCUUGUAUUUCUUCUCUUGA
Chanos chanos (milkfish) is the source of this 390-nucleotide messenger RNA. It is a transcript of the gene vamp1b, whose product is annotated as vesicle associated membrane protein 1b. The transcript has 5 exons. The record is from RefSeq and is a predicted model, not a curated record. NCBI's taxonomy places the organism in Eukaryota, Metazoa, Chordata, Actinopteri, Gonorynchiformes, Chanidae. The coding region runs from base 1 to 390 and encodes 129 amino acids. Gene Ontology annotation, cellular component: membrane. Gene Ontology annotation, biological process: vesicle-mediated transport.